Messenger RNA from Callorhinchus milii (elephant shark), 805 nucleotides. Its product is annotated as radial spoke head protein 3 homolog B-like. Lineage: Eukaryota; Metazoa; Chordata; Chondrichthyes; Chimaeriformes; Callorhinchidae. The record is from RefSeq and is a predicted model, not a curated record. Gene Ontology annotation, cellular component: cilium.
UCGGGCAGGGCCAGACCCCGUGGAGCUGCAGAGGCAGCAGGAGUCGCGGCGGCGCGCCCUCGCGCGCAAGAGAGCCAAGGCCGCGCUGCGCCCCUUCUCCCAGCCCGUGGAGGGCCGCAAGCACGUUGACGUACAGACCGAGUUGUACCUGGAGGAGCUGAGUGGCCGUGUGCAGGAGCGCGACUGGGGCUGUCAGACGGACGCCUUCCUCGACCGCCCCGCUAGCCCUCUCUUCAUCCCCGCCAAGAGCGGGCGCGAUGCCACCACGCAGAUCCUGCCGGGCGAGCUGUUUGACUUUGAGGUGGAGGUACGGCCCCUGGUGGAGGUGCGGGGCAAGACGGUGGAGCAGUCGCUGCUGGAGGUGAUGGAGGAGGAGGAGCUGGCGUCGCUGCGUGCCCAGCAGCGCGCCUUCCUGGAGCUGCGCAACGCCGAGCGCGCCGAGGCCCAGCGGCUCCACGAGCAGGACCGGAGGCUGCGCGCCGAGAAGGAUCGCCGGCGGCGGCAGCAGCAGGAGGUGGUGGCGCAGGAGAAGGAGGUGGCGGACAAGGUGGCGGCGCGGGCGUUCGCCAAGCGCUACCUGGGCGACCUCAUCCCGGCCGUGUUCAGCACGCUGCGCGACACGGGAUACUUCUACGACCCCGUCGAGAGGGAUGUGGAGAAUGCGUUCAUGCCCUGGCUGAUGAACGCCGUGGAGGCAGAGCUCCAUAAGGCACUGGAGGCCCGAGCUCUCCUGGACUCGAUCAUCCGCGACGUGGCAGCUCGUAGAGAGAGGAGCUACGGAGGAGGAGAGCCUUCUGAGAGCUAA